This is a messenger RNA of Ziziphus jujuba (common jujube), 1495 nucleotides long. RefSeq lists its product as uncharacterized. Gene Ontology annotation, biological process: mRNA catabolic process; negative regulation of translation. Bases 286 to 1245 code for a protein of 319 amino acids. NCBI's taxonomy places the organism in Eukaryota, Viridiplantae, Streptophyta, Magnoliopsida, Rosales, Rhamnaceae. Gene Ontology annotation, cellular component: CCR4-NOT core complex; CCR4-NOT complex; P-body. The record is from RefSeq and is a predicted model, not a curated record. The transcript has 10 exons.
CGAGCAGUUUUGGUUAAACAGCUGAUGUGGCUAUAGUUAUCCAGAUGUCAAUUUUUUUUUUUCUUUCCGCUGAAACACACUUCUUCAACCCUCGUACCAACCCAAAAUCCGAUUGGCUUUGCAGUCUUCUUUUAAUGUUUGUGUAACGGCGACGGAGGAUUUCGUUUUCACUUUCCUCAACUGACAAAAUUUGAGGAGUGUAAAGGAAAGGAAAUCAAGGGUUUCUUUUUUUUCUUUUUUUCUUUUUUUCUUUUGUUUUUUUUUUUUUUUCCUUAAGAGAAAUCAAUGGCGAAUCUUCCCCAGUCGCUAUCAAUGAAUGUGGGAUUUGGAGGUCCAAGUGCAUCAACACCAAGCGUAUCAGGUGCUCAAGGAAACAAAGAUAGGAAAAUGGCAUCGGCUGAACACUUGGUUCUUGAGCUCAGUAACCCUGAUCUUAGGGAAAAUGCUUUGCUUGAACUCUCCAAGAACAAGGAAUUAUUUCAAGAUUUGGCUCCUUUCGUGUGGAAUACUUUUGGUACUAUUGCUGCACUGGUACAGGAGAUAGUAUCAAUUUAUCCUGUUUUAUCGCCACCAAAUUUGACUCCUGCACAAUCAAAUCGGGUUUGCAAUGCGCUUGCUCUUCUUCAGUGUGUAGCUUCCCACCCAGAUACAAGGAUGUUGUUCCUCAACGCCCAUAUACCUUUGUAUCUCUAUCCUUUCCUUAAUACAACAAGCAAGUCAAGACCCUUUGAGUACCUGAGGCUCACUAGUUUAGGUGUCAUCGGUGCCUUGGUGAAGGUUGAUGAUACAGAAGUUAUUAGUUUCCUUCUCUCUACAGAAAUAAUACCCUUGUGCUUGCGCACGAUGGAGAUGGGAAGCGAAUUAUCAAAAACAGUAGCUACAUUUAUAGUUCAAAAGAUUUUAUUGGAUGAUGUGGGUUUGGAUUACAUUUGUACUACAGCAGAGCGGUUUCUUGCAGUUGGUCGGGUUUUAGGCAACAUGGUUGCAGCACUAGCUGAUAACCCAUCUUCGCGUCUGUUAAAGCAUAUCAUCAGAUGUUAUCUUCGACUGACGGAUAAUCUAAGGGCCUGUGAAGCAUUAAGAAACUGUCUUCCAGACAUGUUAAGAGAUGCCACUUUCAAUGAAUGCCUGCGUGAAGAUCCAACUACAAGAAGGUGGCUGCAGCAGCUGUUGCACAACACCGGGGUAAGCCGUGUUCCAUCGUUCCAAGCGGGCGGAGGUUUUGAUCAUAUGAUGGUGAAUUAAACUUACUAAUAUGCAAUGUCAAUAGGACUGCCUAAUUAUUUAUGAUCCAAAUUAAAUAGUAUACCUAGCUUAAGCUUAUUAUUUAUCCAAAUCAGUUUCUGGUAAUAGCAUAGGCCAAAUUCGGUUCCUGCUAAUAGCAUGCCAUUAGCAAAUGUGUUAACAUCUUUUAUUGAUAUAAUGGUUAUCCAUUUUCCAUGGUAACCCAUUUCCGAAAAGUGUGAAUCAAUAUAAAUCUUUGGCUUUUUCUUUA